AUGACCGAUAACUUACCACCUAUCUACAACUUUCCACCUUUAUAUACCUGCCAGCCCAACGUGCUAAUCAGGGAACAACAGCUCACAACUUGGUGCAACUUACUGCUGGAGUUUUCGAAGAACAAUAAAGCGUGGUGUAUGAACCAAGAUGGGGGUAUAAUACGGGAUGCUGAGUCUUCCAACAGCAGUGUGUUUAAGAAUGAGUCAAUUCAAAGGACGGCACCCGCACCAUUCAUCGAUCAAAUUUGGAGCAGAAUGGUGGAAAGUCAAAAAGCUGUUAAAGUUGACAAUGGACAAUAUCUGAUGCUAUGGAGGAGUCUGGAGCAUUGGAGCUCAUUGUUUUUGCAGUGGUUUGAAACAGCCGGGAAACUCAACCAAGUGGUCACUCUUUAUGAGCUGCUGGAGGGGGACGAAUCGCUUGACUGGGAGUUCCAUGGAAUGCACCAAAAAUUGUGCGAGCUGUGUCUGCAGAAGUUACGCGAAAGGGGAAGAGCGACGCUUUUGAAGGAACAGAACAGAAUCAUGGGUGUGAAAGUGCUGUAG
Messenger RNA from Lachancea meyersii CBS 8951, 543 nucleotides. The record is from the annotation of a GenBank genome assembly. Lineage: Eukaryota; Fungi; Ascomycota; Saccharomycetes; Saccharomycetales; Saccharomycetaceae.